Molecule: messenger RNA, 456 nt
Organism: Trachymyrmex cornetzi
Lineage: Eukaryota; Metazoa; Arthropoda; Insecta; Hymenoptera; Formicidae
Exons: 3
Coding region: 1-456 (151 amino acids)
Source: RefSeq, a predicted model, not a curated record
AUGGACGCAGUUGUGUCAGCGCUCUCGUAUGAAAUGCAUGAGAUCGGGGAACGUUAUUAUAAGAUUAACCGAUUGAAGCAUCUACUGGCACAAAUCCAAAAUGAUUGGAAUUCAUUGAAGGAUAAAUUAGAAAUUGAUAUUAUAAAAAAAUAUGCUAAUUACGUAAGAAUUUUCACAAUAAGUAUGAUGGCGUCUUGUUAUAUUUGUAUGUUCCUUUUUGGAAUACUUCAAAAUCUACCAAUGAUCCUUGAUAUUAUGUUACCAUUGAACGAAUCACGGCCCUAUCAGCUUCUCUUAAUCACGGAAUAUUUUGUCAAUCGGGAUAAAUACAUUUACGUUAUAAUGUUACAUGAGUUUUUAGUCGGUUAUAUAGGAUUAACCACAAUAUGGGGUACCCUUGCGACAAUUACAAUAUAUGUAGCGCAUAUAUGUGCAUUACUUAAAAUCGCAAGGUAA